Aspergillus heteromorphus CBS 117.55 is the source of this 3084-nucleotide messenger RNA. Its product is annotated as putative DEAD box helicase involved in nonsense mediated decay. Gene Ontology annotation, molecular function: helicase activity. Gene Ontology annotation, cellular component: nuclear RNA-directed RNA polymerase complex. The record is from RefSeq and is a predicted model, not a curated record. The coding region runs from base 1 to 3084 and encodes 1027 amino acids. The transcript has 6 exons. Lineage: Eukaryota; Fungi; Ascomycota; Eurotiomycetes; Eurotiales; Aspergillaceae. Gene Ontology annotation, biological process: regulatory ncRNA-mediated heterochromatin formation.
AUGAAUCGAGAAGGCACAACUGAUUUCAUCCAUCCUGAGUUACUUUCACGGCUGAGCGCGGUCCACCUGGAGAAGCCUGUCCUCGUCAAUAAAGAUAUAAAGGCGUAUUUAGUUCGAAACUAUCCUGAAGGCUCGGAGAGAUGGCUUCUAAAGCCGGAGGUUCCACCUCCAGCAGAGAUCAUGGGCGCUUAUGACUUUGAUGAUGCUGAUGACGAUGAGAAGUAUGUCGACUUGAGACCGAACCAGAUUGUUGGGCCUUGGGAAUCGAAAGAAGCGUACUUGAAGGCUCACUAUGAACUUUUAAGAGAGGACUCUAUAGCUCCUCUACGAGACGCUGUGGCAUACGUCAGAGAAGACCCCCAGAUGAUGGACAACAACGUAGCUUCCAUCUAUGAUAAGGUCUACAUUACUGGAAUCACCUUUGCACAGAGAGGCCUCGGAUUCCGGAUCCAGUUCUCUACCAGUCGAGCGGGGAAAAGUAUCGCGUGGGAAUACUCGAAGCGUUUGAUAAGCGGCUCCGUGGUUGCGCUCAGUCCGGCCGAUGAUGUGUUCAAGAGUAAAUGCGUCAUUGCUAUUGUUGCAGCCAGGCCACUGGAGACUGUUACCCAGUAUCCAUCGGAGAUUGAUAUCUUCUUUACCAGACCCGAAGACGUUGAUUUUGACCCCCAGAAGGAAUGGAUCAUGGUGGAGGCGAAAGAUGGCUAUUAUGAAUCUGCAAGACACACAAUGACAGCUCUACAAAAAAUGAGCCAGGAGCAGUUUCCACUUUCUGAGCACAUUUGCCUGCUCAACCCAAACGUUCAGGCUCCGGACUAUGUGAAAGAGCAUCCUAUUGUCGAUAUACAGUCAGCGAUUGAUGGAACCAGCCAAGAAGGCAAAGUCAAUAUUCUUGAGGACUGGCCUCAUUUACCAACUGCAGACCUGGACCACACUCAAUGGGAUGCCCUUCGAGAAAUGCUCACCAAACAGCUCUCUGUUAUUCAAGGUCCUCCGGGAACUGGUAAGACAUACGUGUCCGUUCUUGCCUUGAAAAUCUUGCUCUCCAAUAUGAAACCUGGCGAUCCUCCUAUAAUCAUUGCAUCCCAGACAAACCAUGCUUUAGACCAGAUUCUGAGACUUGUCUCCACCUUUGAGAGGAGCUAUAUCAGAUUGGGUUCAAGAAGCAGCGAUCCUGAAAUUAAGAGGCGCACUCUCUAUUCUGUCAGGCAGAGUGGAUCCACGGUCCCUGUUCAUGGGAGCGUGCUAGGUAGUGCUCGAAAAGAUUACAAGAACUUGUCGCGAGGAAUCUUCGAACUUCUGCAGCCUUUCAGUGCAGACAACGCCGACGUACCUCUGCCAGCAUUUCUUUUCGUCAAGUAUGGCUUGAUGACGGAGACCCAAUACGACUCUCUCAUAAAGGGGGCCAAAGGCUGGGUUCGCGCAUCCGAUGCAGAGGAUACCGACCCCUUAGUAGCCUGGUUGGGGGAAGAACUGAUCCCUUUCGAAGUGGGAUACGCGGCAGAGAAUUUUGGGUUUGCAGAGGACGAUAUUGACCUGGAGUACGAACAGCUCAAGGAAUUGGAGGCUGAACAAGGUAUCGAAGAAGACGACUAUGAAAUUCUUAAAGGGCAGUUUGUCGGUAUUCGAGACGGCUUUUGUGGUCGUAGUGCCUCCUAUUCCGAGACGUCGGCCUUAGAAUAUCUCAAACACACAGAUUUAUGGAAGAUCAAAAGGGAAGCCCGCGGGUCUGUUUACGAUGUUCUUCGGAAGCAAUUGAAGCUGAAGAUUAUGGGAAAGUUACGGAGCUUGAUGGCUUGCUACUUCAAGAACUGUGAGAGCCUACAAAUAGGCAAAUGGGAGAGAGACUACCAUAUCCUCGGAAACGCGAAGGUGAUUGGUAUGACUGCUACAGGGCUUAGCAAAUACAGAGGUCUUAUAUCGAGCCUCCAGCCGCGAAUCGUCCUCAUCGAAGAGGCAGCCGAGGCGAUUGAGGCACCAUUGACUGCUGCAUGUUUCAAUUCCCUUCAGCAUAUGAUACUCGUGGGGGAUCACCAACAACUCAAAGGACAUUGCACGGUCCAGGAACUUGAAAGCGCACCCUUCAACCUGGGCGUAUCGAUGUUUGAACGACUUGUCAAAAAUGGAAUUCGUUUUGUAACGCUAAAGAGACAGAGACGGAUGGCACCGGAGAUCCGCCAGCUGCUAGAGCCGAUAUACGGCACAUUACAGGAUCACCAGUCGAGGAAGAGAAUCUUGUCGGCUUUGAAACAACAGCCAUAUAUUCAAGGGAAUUAUGUAAAGGUUGUUACCGUGGACUCGUAUCAGGGAGAGGAGAACGAGAUCGUCAUCCUUUCACUUGUACGAAGCGGAGGGGGACAUAUUGGCUUCCUUUCCAUCGAGAACAGAGUCUGCGUGGCACUAUCGCGAGCAAGGCGCGGGUUUUACAUGUUUGGAAACGCCACGGCACUUGUCAAUGGCAAUCUGCUCUGGCAGAAAGUUUUGACGACACUGGAGAGUAGCAAACCGCGGCGCCUGAGAGACGUGAUUCCAGUGACAUGUGCAAAGCACAAGAGGUGGACUCCGAUCAAAGGUCCCCCCGACUGGGAAAAAAUCAAUGGAGGAUGUGAUCUGCCCUGCGAUGAAGCAUUAGAUUGUGGUCAUCCCUGUCCCAUUCUCUGCCACAGGUUUUCCCAUGACCAGGUGCGAUGCGAUAACACUUGUGGGCGUCGGAUGGCUUGCAAUCACAUCUGCGAGACACCUUGCGCCACAAGCCAUACCUGUUCAUGCAAGUGUGAUCUGGGCCAACGUCUCGAAAAUGAGGGAUUGGUGAUAGGUACCAUGUUGGAAAGGCCAGAUCCCUAUACGGAAGCGGUCAAGCAGUACCAGGAAUUUGCAAGUGGAGGCGCUCAAGAGCAUGACGCUUUCAUGCUGAGAAAAGCCCAAGCCAUAGAUGCAACGCAAGCCCUGCCAGCAGGACCCGGUAUGAUUGAUGAUCUUCUGCUCGAUUAUCAACCCAAUGGAAGACCGGAACGGCCCGAGGGUCGAGAGAAGGCGGCGACCUCCACCCGGGCUUCUGUGCCGCAGGGGAAUCUUCUGGACGACUGA